Molecule: messenger RNA, 1118 nt
Organism: Oryza sativa Japonica Group (Japanese rice)
Lineage: Eukaryota; Viridiplantae; Streptophyta; Magnoliopsida; Poales; Poaceae
Source: RefSeq, a predicted model, not a curated record
ACUCUUGAAUAAUAAUCAGAGGCCAUUAUUCCUAAACCACGAUUAAUAUCACUGUCAAAUACUACUCCUCGCCGUCGUCAUCGUUAACUCCGAUUCACAAAAAUACAUAGCUCACCCAACUCUCCCUCCCCUUCCUCUCGCCGGAGUCGCCGCGGCCCUAGCCAUCGACCGGCGGCGGCGGCGGCGGCGGUAGCCGUGGGAUGGACGAAUUCGGCGGCGGAUCCGUCGGGCCGUUCUCCAAGAAGCCGAGGCACCUGUCCCGGUCGCUGACGUACCACCACCACCACCACCCCUACCAGGGCCAGGGGCGCUCGCCGUCGUUCAACGCGCGGCGCCAGCAUCAUCCGCAGCAGCAGGACCACGCGGUGGUGCUGUACACGACGUCGCUCCGCGGGGUGCGCCGCACGUUCGCGGACUGCGCCGCGGUGCGCGCCGUGCUGCGCGGGCUCCGGGUGGCGGUGGACGAGCGGGACGUGUCCAUGGACGCCUCGCUGCGGCGGGAGCUCCAGUCGCUGCUCGCGGCGCGGGGCCGCCCCUUCUCCCUCCCGCAGCUCCUCGUCGGGGCCCGCCUCGUGGGGGGAGCCGACGAGGUGCGGCAGCUGCACGAGGCCGGCGAGCUGCGCCGCCUCCUCGAGGGCGCCGCCGGGCAGGACCCGGCCUUCGUCUGCGGCGGCUGCGGGGGCGUCCGGUUCGUGCCAUGCCCCGCCUGCGACGGAUCCCGCAAGGUGUUUGUCCAGGAGGAAGGAUGCGCCCGCCGCUGCGGCGACUGCAACGAGAACGGAUUGGUACGCUGCCCCAAUUGCUGCUCUUGAUCGCUUAGCUUUGUGCAACAAUAAAUCUUCCAUGUUAAUAUAAGGAUUAUAGCUUAUAGGUAAUAGUAGUAGAUAGAGGCAAGAAGGGAUGAACACUUCUUGAUUUCUUGGCCUAUGGAUUGUAUGUGAUUAUGACCAAUUUGGGUGCUUAGUGUUCGGCGUUUGGGGAUUAUAGUGUAUGGAUUUGAGCCUAUAUGGGUUUGUAUGUAUCAAAUGUAACAAAUAUUCUGCAGUGCGUAGUCCUGCUGGUUUGAUCAAUGUAAAUAGUUGGGUUUGGUAUAUUCAGAAUACAGUUCAUGUCUCCUA